CCAUUUAGUACUUAAAUUUAAGAUCACACAAUAAUUGAUAUCAAGGCACAAAUGACUCAUUCUGUUUUUGCUUCACACCCUUCCUAACACACUUUCUAUACAACAAGAAGAAACAUAUUCCUUCACAAACACCAUGGCUUAUUAUAAUUUCAUCUCUAUUGUUGUUGUUAUUAUUCUUUACACCUUGCUAUUUUCUUCUUCUUCUUCAUUUUCCUCAAAAACCAACCUUGGAACCAUCCAUGGAAGAUGCUAACACACUUGCUGGGGAUUGUGUUGUCAUAUCUUGCUGCUGCCAAUGCUUGGUUUUGCAAAUCAUCAUCUUUGUGUUGCUCAAGCUGCCUUACAAGUUGAUUCGAAAGACGAGAAAUUUUGCGAAAAAGAAGCUUCAACAGAGAAAGAGAUCAGAAGAGAAGGCAUUGAUGAACAUGGUUGGAAGAGAGCUGAUAAGAAAGUACAAAAAUGAAGUUGUGGGAAUUAUUGGAGAGUCCAUAAAGAUCCAAACUGAUCAUCAAAGUAGGUUAUCUUUUGAGGGAGGCUAUAAUAGUCAUUGUUGGGGUUGUAUGAAUGAAGUUGAGAAGGUAAUGGAAGAGUUGUCUAAUAAGGGAGAGUUUGGUUUUGGAAGCUUUUGGUGCAAGGAAGAAGAAUCUGAUGAAUUGAUCUUCCCAACAUUUUUGGAAAAGAAAGAGUUUGUAAAUUUUCACUUAAUUGAAAUGGCUGGUUCUUUAAAUUGUUCAUGAUCAUAGCUUUUGUUUUCUACUGUCAUUCUUUCUUUGAUAAUUAAUUUGAAUCAUCUUGAUCUGUU
Humulus lupulus (European hop) is the source of this 802-nucleotide messenger RNA. RefSeq lists its product as uncharacterized. NCBI's taxonomy places the organism in Eukaryota, Viridiplantae, Streptophyta, Magnoliopsida, Rosales, Cannabaceae. The coding region runs from base 240 to 737 and encodes 165 amino acids. The record is from RefSeq and is a predicted model, not a curated record. The transcript has a single exon.